Messenger RNA from Rhododendron vialii, 1106 nucleotides. Its product is annotated as late embryogenesis abundant protein At5g17165-like. The record is from RefSeq and is a predicted model, not a curated record. The transcript has 2 exons. NCBI's taxonomy places the organism in Eukaryota, Viridiplantae, Streptophyta, Magnoliopsida, Ericales, Ericaceae. The coding region runs from base 383 to 787 and encodes 134 amino acids.
AGGGAAAGAGAUAUACUCCAGUAUACAGGAGGACGCAUAGCUAGCAAUUAGCAUAUCAUAUAGGAUUGGAUAGGAUAGGAGUACUAGCCCAUCAGCUGUUGCUGUUGACAAACAAACAAAUUCAUUCUCCUAUUCCACUACUGUAUGUAUACUGUACUCCUAUAUAAGAAGGAGGGAGUUGUAUGGGGAAAAUUGGAUGAUCGAUUUAGAUUGAGGAACCGAAUCAACUCCCAACUUUCUUUCUAGCCCCACUCACUCUUUGCCAAUUGCCACUUCCUAGCCUACUACUCUUUCACUUGUGUUUCUUUCUGGCUGUGUGCUCCUCUCUCUCCCUCUCUCUCUCUCUCUCUACAUAGAAGCCAACUGUGAUAUUGUAUUUUGUAUGGCCGCCAAUUCGAGGACUACUCGGGGAGUCGUGGGCUUCGCCAAGCGUUUCCUUAACCAGAUCAUUCCACUCGGAACCUCUCCCCCUCCAUCUCUCUCUCCUUCACUUCCUCUCAUCAGGAGGGCUGUGCACGUUUCAGUGUACGACAAGAACGUGGAUGAUCAAGUCCGUCCAACGGUGGUCCCAGAUGAGGUAAUAGAGCCUCAGUCCGACAAAUACUGGGCUCCACACCCUCAAACUGGUGUAUUCGGCCCUGACACCGGGAAUGACCCGGUUCCAGGAGGAGAAUCGUCGGCAGUGAAUGGUGGGGAGGACUCAGUGCUGGAGCAGAAGGCCUUCUUCCGCCCCCUUGAAGAUUUGGAGAAGCCAAUGGAAGACUUGGACGAGUCCCAACAACCUUGACACACAGCAAAAGGAAUAGACCGUCCUCUGGAUUGGAAAUAUUCAAGAACAGAGGACGGUAAAGCAACCAGGGAGCUUUAGGUGUCCCCUAAGAUAUCAAAGUAUCUACCUAUGGCGAUAUAAAUAAAACUGGUUUUCUGUUUUAUGUUCAUGGAGACCAUAUAGCUGGGGGAGUUGAGUAAAGGUGUAGUAUUGUGGAAGUAUUGUGUUGUAAGUUUGAGAGAGGAGACAUGUUAUGGUAUGCACUCCGAACUUUGGUUUGCUACAAAAACACUUGGUUAAAUACAUAUAUGUUGGGGUGUUGUCCUCUAUGGUUGUA